CGUCUGCGCGUCGUGCAUUUGCAUGCAGCGCGCGUCAGGCGAAGCGGACUCAGCGGGUUGUGCGCCUGUAUCGCACAAAAUCCCAGCCGAGCGGAAACGCUGCGAGUACCUGGGGAAAACCCCAGGGCCUGGCGUUCCAAGAUGGAUUCCUUCACGAAGCACUAGACGAGAUGUUAACUCCGCCAACAACUCCGCCAACAACACUGCGCUCACCUCGCAAAGUGAAAAAGAACGGCACGAUGCAAUCUUUAGGAAAGUAAGAGGCAUCUUAAACAAGCUUGCCCCGGAGAAGUUUGAAAAACUAUGCCUUGAGCUCCUUAAUGUGGGUGUAGAGUCCAAACUCAUCCUCAAAGGAAUCAUACUGCUUAUUGUAGACAAAGCCCUCGAAGAGCCAAAGUACAGCUCACUCUACGCUCAGCUAUGUCUGCGAUUAGCAGAAGAUGCGCCAAACUUUGACGGUCCAGACGGUCAGCCAGGGCAGAAGCAAAGCACAACGUUUAGACGCCUCCUAAUUUCAAAACUUCAAGAUGAGUUUGAGAACAGAUCCAGAAAUGUUGAGGUAUAUGACAAGCGAGACAGCCCUCUCCUCCCUGAAGAAGAGGAACAGAGAAACAUUGCUAAGCUUAAGAUGCUGGGAAACAUCAAAUUUAUUGGCGAGCUUGGCAAGCUUGACCUUAUUCAUGAAUCUAUCCUUCAUAAGUGCAUCAAAACACUUUUGGAAAAGAAGAAGAGGGUCCAGCUUAAAGACAUGGGAGAGGAUUUGGAGUGUCUCUGUCAGAUAAUGAGGACUGUGGGGCCUAGAUUAGACCAUGAAAAAGCCAAGUCCUUAAUGGAUCAGUACUUUGCCCGGAUGUGCGCCUUGAAGUCUUGUAAUGAUUUGCCAGCAAGGAUUCGUUUCCUGCUGCAAGAUACUGGGGAGUUGCGAGGAAACGGUUGGGUUCCUCGCAAAGCUUUCAAUGAUAAUGGACCAAAGACUAUCAAUCAAAUCCACCAAGAUGCAGUGAAAGAUCUAGGAGUCUUCAUUCCUCCUCCAAUGUCACAAGGAAUGCGAACUGACUUCUUUUUGGAAGGGCCGUUCAUGCCACCACGAAUGAAGCUUGAUAGGGACCCACUUGGAGGACUUGCUGACAUGUUUAGACAGAUGCCAGGCAGUGGUAUUGGUACUGGUCCAGGGGUUAUACAGGACAGGUUCUCCCCAACCAUGGGACGUCAUCGUUCAAAUCAGUUGUUCAAUGGGCAUGGUGGGCAUAUCAUACCUCCUGUACAGUCCCAGUUUGGUGAAAUUGGAGGCAAACCUUUUAUGAAAAGCCAGGGGCAAGGCCAGCUGUACCAGAGUCAGGGGCUCUUAUCGCAACAAGGGCAGUCAAAGGAUAUGCCCCCUCGGUUUAUUAAAAAAGGCCAGCUUAACGCGGACGAGAUAAGCCUGAGACCAGCUCAGUCUUUCCUAAUGAACAAGACGCAAGUGCCAAAGCUCCAGCCUCAGAUGAGCAUGAUGCCGCCUCGUACCCAGACACCACCCAUGGGACAGACACCACAGCUUGGCCUAAAAACCAACCCACCACCCAUCCAAGAGAAACCUGCCAAGAUUGUCAAGAAGCCUCCACCAUCGAGGGAAGAGCUACUUAAACUUACUGAAGCAUUUGUGACUGAGUACUUGAAUAACGGAAACGCGGCAGAUGCCAUAAACAGCGUGAAAGAAAUGAGAGCUCCUAAACACUUCAUCCCGGAAAUGAUUAGCCGGAUCGUCCUGCAAUCCCUAGACCGCUCUGACGAAGACAAGGAGCGCGCCAGUGCACUGAUCGGUAUAUUGCGUCAAGAGGGAGUGGCGACCAGCGACAACUUCAUGCAGGCUUUUUUGACUGUGCUAGACCAGUGCCCCAAGCUGGAGGUUGACACACCCCUGGUGAAAUCCUACCUGGCACAAUUCGCAGCCCGCGCCAUAAUAGCAGAGCUGGUGAGCAUUUCCGAACUGGCCCAGCCUCUGGAGAACGGCACCCACUUCCCUCUGUUCCUGCUGUGCCUGCAGCAACUGGCCAAACUGAAGGACAAAGAUUGGCUGACCGAUCUCUUCCAGCAGAGCAAAGUGAACAUGCAGAAGAUGUUACCAGAAAUCGACCAGAACAAAGACCGCAUGCUGGAGAUCCUGGAAGGGAAAGGUCUGAGCUUCUUGUUUCCGCUGAUGAAACUGGAGAAAGAGUUACUUAAGCAAAUAGAGAUGGAUCCUUCUCCACAGACCAUCUACAAGUGGAUCAAGGAUAACAUCUCUCCUAAACUUCAUGUAGAUAAAGGAUUUGUGAAUAUUUUGAUGACCAGCUUUUUACAGUAUAUUUCUAAUGAGGUUUGCCCAACGGAUGAUGUGGAACUGGCGGGAGCACCAUCUAAAGAGCAGCUGGAAGCGGAGAAGCAGCUGUUGCUGUCCUUCAAGCCGGUGAUGCAGAAGUUCCUCCAUGACCAUGUUGACCUGCAAGUCAGCGCCUUGUAUGCACUCCAGGUGCACUGCUACAGUAAAAACUUCCCUAAAGGCAUGUUGCUCCGCUUUUAUGUCCAUUUCUAUGACAUGGAGAUAAUAGAAGAAGAAGCUUUCUUGGCAUGGAAGGAAGAUAUUAUACAGGAGUUUCCAGGGAAAGGAAAAGCUUUAUUCCAGGUGAACCAAUGGCUGACCUGGCUGGAGACCGCUGAAGAGGAGGAAUCUGAGGAAGAAGCCGACUAAAGAACCAGCCAAAGCCUUAAACGUUGUGCAGACACUGUUGCUAUGAAUUAAAUUUUGCGUUUUGACCUAACCACUGCGAAAAAAAAAUCCAUUCCGCUGUAACAUUUUGGCAAUCUGUAAAUGCAGAGGCAUGUCUAUUUAGGAUUCCUUCUGCUUCAAAGAAGAAGUUUUAAGUGUAAUGUCUUAAUCAUAGUCAGCCAUGCAAUAUUUUUAGAGUAUCUGUAAUGUUUAGAUCUGUGUUAUUAGCAGCAUGCAAUAAUUACAUCCUAUGUUCUCAAAACAAAA
Molecule: messenger RNA, 2995 nt
Organism: Nanorana parkeri
Lineage: Eukaryota; Metazoa; Chordata; Amphibia; Anura; Dicroglossidae
Product: eukaryotic translation initiation factor 4 gamma 2-like
Exons: 20
Coding region: 23-2710 (895 amino acids)
Cellular component (GO): eukaryotic translation initiation factor 4F complex
Molecular function (GO): protein binding; mRNA binding; translation initiation factor activity
Source: RefSeq, a predicted model, not a curated record